Messenger RNA from Arabidopsis arenosa, 1558 nucleotides. The record is from the annotation of a GenBank genome assembly. NCBI's taxonomy places the organism in Eukaryota, Viridiplantae, Streptophyta, Magnoliopsida, Brassicales, Brassicaceae.
CUAUGGAGAUUCCUUUAUACCAUUUGUAUCCACUGGCUUGGGCCAAUUAGUUUUGGGCCCAUAAGAAGGAAAAUUAAAAGCUUUUAGAUCCAAAAUCUUUCCCCGCCAGUGCCAAUCACUGCAAAAUCCCUUUUGCCCCCAAAAAGUUAUCAGAAACUGUGGAAACGGAGAAAUUUCUGAAUCAAUGGCUCAAGCAGCGAGACUAAGCAUGAGAAUGCACAAAGAGCUUAAGCUUCUCCUCUCCGAUCCACCUCACGGCGCUUUGUUUCCUCAUCUCUCUUCCGCCGCCUCUGGCUCCGGCGAUUUCUCCACUUUCUCCACCAUCGAUGCUCAAAUCGAAGGUCCUGAAGAUACUGUAUAUGCUAAUGGAAUCUUCAAUUUGAAGAUUCAAAUCCCUGAGAGAUAUCCAUUUCAGCCUCCAAUUGUGGCGUUUGCUACACCGAUUUAUCACCCAAACAUCGAUAACAGUGGCCGGAUUUGCCUUGACAUUCUUAAUCUCCCUCCCAAGGGUGCUUGGCAACCAUCGUUGAAUAUCUCGACAGUUUUGACGAGUAUCGGAUUGUUGCUUAGUGAACCGAAUUCGGAUGAUGGAUUGAUGUGUGAAGUAAGCAGGGAGUAUAAAUACAAUAGACAAACUUUCGAUUAUAAGGCACGAGAGAUGACUGAGAAGUAUGCUAAAGUUAAGCCUGAUGGAAGCAGCACCAGCUUCCAAAUUAAGAUUCAUGGAAAUGAGAAGGCUUGUGGAAGUGGAAAUAGUGUUUUAUCUGGUAAUGAUGAUGGGAUUAAGCUGAAGUUGACAGUUGAAUCUUCCUUAAGCAUAGAACAUAAAGAGAACCGUGACACUUCAGCGAAAGAUCAACAAGAGGAUGGAAAGGGGAAAAGAAAAUCAGUGAUUGGUUUUUGCGAGGCGAAUUCAUUUGGUAACGAUGGGAUAAAAACGAGCAGGAAGAAGUUAUCUCUUGCCUUGCCUCCUCAAUCUCAAAAGAAAGAUUUGUGUGGUGAAGAAGAGCUCACACAUGGUGUUUCAGCUGCUUGCAAAGAAAACAAGAAACCAAAUUCAAAUGGAAAGAAGCUUUCUCUGGGGCUGAAGCAGCCAUGUAACCAUACCUUGGCGAGUUUUCCAACUUCUGCUGCAAAGAGUGACAACAAUAGACUAACCCGAAAACUGUCCUUGAGACAACCACUUGAAGAGUUGAAUGAAGUUAGCAAAACCGAGGUACUUGCGCAAACUGAUAUGAGACUGGAAAUGAAUCAAAAUGAAGAUGACAGAAGUUGGCGCGGUGAGUUUGAGAACUCGGACUUGGAAGAAGCAUCAAUACCUGAAUCCAUUGUUGUUCUAGACAGUGAUGAUAGUGGACAAGAAGAAGAAGAAACAGUCUCUUUGAGGUCAAGAUUAUCACUAACAAAGAGAAGAGUCCUCAAGUGUAGACCUUGAAAAGUGAUGAAAACUGUUUUGUUGUUUUUUUUUUCUUUUUAUAUCAAUGUGGAUCAGGUUGCUAUUUAUAAUUAGAACUUAUGAUUAUUAACCUUGAAAUGCAAAUGAAAUUAUAAAAUCUGA